CAAGUUUACCAAGUCCAUUGGCUUCGGGCAAAGGCACUACGGGAUCGAUGGAGGGAAGAAAUGAUAUUGGUCAAAUUGCAGAUGGAUUGGACAUGUAACUUCUUUUUGUGGAAAGCAACCCAAUGGGGCGACCACAUGCAGGAAUCAUUGGAGAAAUGCCUUCUGGGUCACGGAUGCUACGCCGGAAGGCAAUCCCAAAUGUAUUCAUUGCUCGCACAGGAUGCACAGGCAGCUUUUCAAGACCUACAGAACAUGUUGAUAGAGGCUGGAGAUGAAUGA
Molecule: messenger RNA, 279 nt
Organism: Suillus plorans
Lineage: Eukaryota; Fungi; Basidiomycota; Agaricomycetes; Boletales; Suillaceae
Exons: 1
Source: RefSeq, a predicted model, not a curated record